CUGUUAUUGCUGAUUUGCUGUUCUACUGGUCUGCUGUUAGCAAGUCAGAUAGAUUAUACAGUAUAAUAAUGUCCAUUUAUCUUUAUAUGUAAUAGUGAUACAUUUUUUUUUUUUGAACUGGUAUUUGUCUUUUGUAUUGAAUUUGCUCUUGUACGCAAUUAAAUGAAUAGAUUCAGUUUUAGUUUUUGAAUUCACAGAGUUGACAGCUUCUCGGCUUCUCCUACCCAUAUUCAACAAAUUUAUUCUGGAUAAGAUAGAAGGAAAACCGGCAGUGAAAGAAAUGGAGGCGAAGACUAAUGCAGCCCUGUUUCCGAGUCUGCAAACCUUAAAUAUAAGUGUUAAUCCGUCGAUGUUCCUUAAGCUCAACUCUCCAAUUUCAGUUUGUUGCUGUCGCAGGAGGAACCCCAGUGCCCAUCGCCGUUUGUCCGCUCACUCUAGUUCUUUGCCAACAGUCACCGAGGAUGGAUCCCAACUUGCUUCCUCCAAAUUGGUGGCCCGUCGCCUUAUUCUCCUUCGUCAUGCUGAGAGUUCAUGGGAUAACCCUUUAUUGCGAGAUCAUGAUCGACCUUUGAGCAAGGGUGGAAAAGCUGAUGCUGCCAAGGUGUCUCAAAAGCUCCAACAACUUGGUUGGAUUCCUCAGCUUAUCCUAUCCAGCAAUGCAACACGAACUAGGGAAACACUUAAAGUAAUGCAGGAGCAAGUGCCAGGCUUUGUGGAUGCAGAGGUUCAUUUCAUUCCAAGCUUCUAUUCAAUUGCAGCACUGGAUGGACAGACUGCUGAGCAUCUUCAGCAAGCUAUCUGUAGAUAUUCUAGGGAUGAGAUCCUCACUGUUAUGUGCAUGGGACAUAAUAGAGGGUGGGAGGAGGCAGCCUCAAUGUUCACUGGUGCACCAGUAGAACUGAAAACAUGCAAUGCUGCUUUGCUGGAGGCUACUGGAAAGUCCUGGGAAGAGGCAUUUGUAUUAGCAGGAAUUGGAGGUUGGAAGCUUCAAGGCAUUGUAAAACCAAGUGACAGCCUGUUGCAUUGACCAUAAAUUUUGAGCAUAAUCCAGAUCUAGAACAUCCCUUGUCCUUCUCCUUUCCAAAAAGAACAGAGAAGAGAUACAACUUCUGGUUUAUGAUUAAUUGCACGUGUUAGUGGGUAAACCAUUAACCAAUUUGUCCUCCUCUAUGAUAUUCCAGACCUUAGAUUAGUUGGGAAAACCACAUCAUUUGCCUGCUCAAGAAACAUACCAUGAUGUGGAAAGAUUAAAAUAAAUGCUUCCUGCGAGUGAAAAUCUAUCCACUAACAAAGCUAUUUGUUGUAUAGAGAUGGUGCAAAGAGUUUGGCAUGCCUGCCUGCCAGAGUUGAACAUCUCUUUUUUCUGCAUGGUGGAAAGGUUGCAGCGUCGAAGAUAUCACCUUCUGCAGUUCAUUGAUCUGAUUGGUGUCCUUUUCUUUUAACAUUAUUCUUGAUUUUUGAAAAAUUUAGUCGGAUGGAUUGACUGAGCACCUGUACAGAAGCUAACAUAGUUCUUAACUAGUGAUUUCAACAAUACAAUAUAGUGUUGCUAUCAAUCAUGUUGCAGGAGUUGCAUUGUUUUACUUGUGUUUACUUUGAGCUGGUGCUUCGUACUGUCGUCUGCCCACUAGGAAAUUAUUGUUCGGGGCAGGGGUUUUGCUCCCCUUCUCACAAUUAUAUUGAGGUUACUGACUUGGACAGAUUAAACUUGCCCAUAGGGACCAUUUGCUGACGAUAAGCAGUUAUGGCUAGGAGGCCAGAAAUGUUUUGCUUGGUUUGUAGGAAAAAGAAGCAGCAAGAGCUGGAAUUUUACAUAUGAAUAUAUAAACGCUAAUUGAUGUGGGAUAAUUUGGAGGGGGACAAAGGCUUUCGAUGAUAAUUAGGCGGUGUAGCUUUAUACCUAUAUGUAAUCAAUUUGAAAAGUAUGCUUGUGAUUCAAUAAAGUUGAGACUUUUACUCGGGUACUAAA
Molecule: messenger RNA, 1969 nt
Organism: Jatropha curcas
Lineage: Eukaryota; Viridiplantae; Streptophyta; Magnoliopsida; Malpighiales; Euphorbiaceae
Product: Phosphoglycerate mutase family protein
Source: RefSeq, a predicted model, not a curated record